Molecule: messenger RNA, 1160 nt
Organism: Neodiprion virginianus
Lineage: Eukaryota; Metazoa; Arthropoda; Insecta; Hymenoptera; Diprionidae
Gene: sni
Product: C-factor
Exons: 7
Coding region: 136-879 (247 amino acids)
Source: RefSeq, a predicted model, not a curated record
CGACCGGCAGUGCUAUCCGUCCCCUCCCAACGUUCCACUUUCGAAUGGCCGUGAAGUACGGAUUCCACGACGAGGACCGGAGGCAAAGCAAAAAGUGGUGUUCUUUUUAUCACUGUAAGACACUCUAACCGCUUGAUGAGAUCUAUAUUGAUCACGGGCUGUAACCGAGGACUCGGUCUCGGUUUAGUGAAACAUCUUGCGGAGUCGGUGAGACCGCCGGAUAAGAUUUUCGCGACACGUCGGACGGUUAACAAAGCUUCGGAAUUACAGGGAUUGGCAGAUAAAUGGAAAAAUAUCCGAAUCCUACAGUUAGAUGUUAAGGACACACAAAGCUAUGAAAAGGUGGUGGAGGAGGUCUCAAAGGAGGUUGGAGAUGCGGGUUUGAACGUCUUGGUGAACAACGCUGGGAUUGCCACUAAAUUCUCUCGCCUCGGGCUUGUAAAAGAAGAACAAUUGACCGAAUGCUUUCUGGUUAACACUGUUGCUCCGAUUUUACUGACGAAGGCAUUUUUGCCGCUUCUCAAACAGGCAGCUUCUAAUAAAGAGACUGAAGACUUGAGCGUCGAACGUGCAGCAGUCAUAAACAUGUCCUCGAUUCUUGGCAGCAUCGGUGAAAAUACUCAGGGUGGAUAUUACGCAUACCGGUGUAGCAAGUCCGCACUGAAUGCAGCAACCAAGUCAAUGAGCAUGGAUUUACAAAGUGACGGAAUUCUUGUGGCGUCUCUUCAUCCUGGAUGGGUGAAAACUGACAUGGGUACACAAAAUGCACCUAUGGACAUUGAUACCAGUAUAAAAGCAAUUCUAUCUACCCUGCAAACGCUCAACAAAAGUCACACCGGAUCGUUCCUACAGUAUGACGGCAAAACUCUGCCCUGGUAAUUGAUAGUCCACCUCUGCCAUGAUUAUAAACCAGAGUGAGAUAUGUAAGAUGGCAACAUUCUGUUAAAGGCGUUGGCUCGCUGUUCUGCGAAUUUGAAUCUUCAGAGAAACCAAGAUGUGCGGAGAAAUCUGUCAGUCCCUGUUAGACCCUGCUUUGUUUACGAUGCUGAGUUCUCCGAGUGUUCAAGCUUCCGAGGUAGAUUCCAGCAGUAUUUCGUCCAUGGUCAAUAUCUCGAUUGCCAGCAGUGGAAAAUUGAUUACAAGAACUGCCAACUGUGGAC